AUGGUUACCCAACUAAAGAGAAAUCCCCUAGACAUCAUCAUUGUACCAGUAUAUCCUCCAGCUACUGAUAGAGAUGAUAAAAGCACAGAAAAAAAUGAUGAAGAACACAAAUCAAUUAUAAAACAUAGGAGAAAGGAAGACAUAAUUUUCUCAAUGAGAGAUUUAAAUGCUAAGAUAGACAAAGGAGUCAAUGGUUAUAUUGAUGAAGGUGUCACCAACAUUUCUGUGGGGAAUAAAGAAUUAAGGUUUGUAGGAGGGAGCACCUUCCUUCAGACACAGCAUGGAGUGAAGAACAUCCUUUUACAAGUUCUUACUGUCACAAUGAUACUGAGAAGAGCAGACAAAAAUGAUGAUGGCAAACUGUCCUUUGAUGAAUUCAGAGCUUACUUUGCUGAUGGAAUCCUGACCAGAGAUGAAUUGCAUGAACUGUUUCGCACCAUUGACACAAACAAUACAGACAACCUUGACACUGAAGAACUGUUUGAUUAUUUUUCCCAGCAUUUGGGAGAGUAUGAAAAUGUCCUGUCUGCUUUAGAAGAUCUCAAUGUAUCUAUAUUGAAGGCAAUGGACACAACCAAGAAAAACUAUCAGGAGGCUUCUAAGUUGAAACAGUUUGUGACUCGAUUUUUGCUGAAAGAAACCCUGAAUCAGCUGCAGUCUCUCCACAGUUCUCUGGAGUGUGCCAUGGAAACUACAGAGGAACAAACCCGCCAAGAAAAACAAGUGCCAGCAAAGCCAGAGGUUCUCAAAAUUCAGAAGCCAGGAAGACGUUCAAGUCGAAGACUCCAGCGAAAUAACAGUUUUUCUCCAGUUAGCCCUCUUCUUAACCCAGGCUGGCUAGAAGAGGACAACUUAUGGAUGAACCAAAUAAACAGACUUGAGAAGCUUAUUGACAGACUGGAACAGAAGGAUCUAAAGCUUGAGCCACUAGAAGAAGAGAUGCCAGAGGGAAACCCUAAAUCUCACAUACUGAUAGUUCAGCGUCAGAUGUCAGUAAUUUCAGAAGAAGUAGAGCAAUUUCGAUGUGCUCUGAAGCAGUAUGUAGACUCUGCCUCUUCUCAGGAUGGCUGUCUCCAUGUUUCCAUUCAGAAGCUUUCAAGUGAAUCCCGCUUCAUUGUUUAUGAAUUCUGGGAGAACAAUGCCUGGAAUAGACACCUCCAAAUGAACUACAGCAAGACAUUCCAAAGGAAUAAUGUGGAUUGCCUGGAAACUCCAGAACACAUUACAACUAUGCUAGUGCCUGCAUCCUGGUGGGUCCUGAACAACUAGAAGCUUCAUAAUUACCUCACAACAAGCUCUACGUUAUUCUGACACUGCAUCCAUGCAAUUACCACAUCUUUAUAUGCUUUAACAGAUCCUUCAUGGGUGCAUGUUCUAUUUAAAUACAGGACCAAGUUUUACAAAUUCCCACAAUCAUUUUCAGGAACAGCAUGAACUGGUAUUAUUGUUACAUGAUGUGACUUUAUUUAUGAUAUAUUGUAGUUUACUGUAAGUAUUAACUGUUUGUAAGGUGUCUUGAGAAUUCCUUUUGUAGAUAUAAAGCAAGAUAUACAGUUGUGUUCAAAAUUAUUCAGCCCCCAAUGCUGUAAAGGGGUUUAGGG
This is a messenger RNA of Pogona vitticeps (central bearded dragon), 1601 nucleotides long. NCBI's taxonomy places the organism in Eukaryota, Metazoa, Chordata, Lepidosauria, Squamata, Agamidae. The record is from RefSeq and is a predicted model, not a curated record.